GCUGACCGUGGAAGCAGUCACUCACUCAUCUCUGUAAACCAUGAAAUCCUCCACUUUAAUACUCAUUAUUGUAGGACUAGUCUAUGCAGCCAAUGUCUUAGUUCAAGCUUCACCGUAUCCCAGAGAUCAACAAGAAGUGCUUUCAUUGCUGCUAAGUGGGUGGUGCAGAAACGACUCUGUCGACAAUGCAACCCAAUAUUGCACUUGGUCUGGUAUCACUUGCGACCCCGCUGGACAGAUUACUCAAAUUACUCUUUCUGAUCAUUAUUGUGAAUAUUGUGAAUAUUGUCCAAUCUGGUUAUUGGAGAAUUUCAACUGGUCUUGCUUUCCAAACUUAGUCCAUCUGAAUCUUUCCUGUGCCAGGCUUUAUGGAGUUAUUCCAUCUCACAUAGGUACUCUUCCAAAGCUCACCCACCUUCACCUUUCCAAAAAUUAUCUAACAGGCCAAUUACCUCUUUCAAUUGCCAACCUCUCCAGUUUGAUGGUGUUUGAUCUUUCUUAUAAUGACCUAUCUGGUUCUAUUCCAAGAGAAUUGGGUAGUUUAAAGAAUCUUAUUGCAUUAAAUUUGAGCCAUAACCAUUUUAGCGAUCCAAUUCCUUCAACUGUUGCUCUUUUUUCCAACCUCACUCAUCUAAAUAUGUCAUCUAAUCAAAUUAAUGGGUCUAUUCCAAUUGAUUUAGGAAAGCUGAAGAACAUGGUUUCUCUUGACCUGUCUGACAACAGGCUCCAAGGACACCUCCCAUCCAGUAUAUUCCACCUGAACAGAUUGACUUCCCUAUCAUUUUCCUACAACAAAAUCAAUGGUUCCAUACCUCCGGCUUUGGGUGAUCUAACCAAUUUGGUGGAGUUGGACCUUAGUUCAAACGAAAUUGAUGGCCCACUCCCUCUGGAAAUUAGAAAACUAAGAAACCUAGAGUCGUUAGUCCUUAGCCAAAAUCAAUUGAUUGGUUGCAUUCCAUUAGAAAUUGCAAAUUUGAAGAACUUAACAUUUCUGGAUGUUAGUUUCAACAAACUCAGUUGUCCAAUUAUGCUAAUUCUUACGGCUUUACAAUCAAUUGAAGUUCUUUGGCUAGGUUCAAAUAGAAUAUAUGGUUCCAUGGAUUCAAAUAUUGUAAAGCUCAGAAAGCUGAAUUUCUUGAACUUGUCAUAUAACUGGAUAUCAGGGAUCAUACCUUCUGAAUUUGCCCGCAUGACAAAAUUAAAGUAUUUGGAUCUUUCUUACAACUCUUUAGAGUGUCCAACCGGCGGCAAAGAGCUUGACAUCGUUCAUUUCUACGAUCCCCUUCAUUGCCCCGAGUCUACCCCUCAAGUUGCGAUCAUUAUUUGCGUCGUCUUGGCCUUCUAUGCCUUUUCUUUGAUCAAUUUAUUCCUGUUGGCCGAUAAGUGUCUUUUCAAAACUAGACAAGUCCAAGCUACUAAACGAGCUUCAAAAAAUGGUGAUAUAUUGUCGGUAUGGAAUUAUGAUGGGAAAAUUGCAUUUGAAGAUAUCCUAAAAGCAACGGAAGAUUUUGACAUUCGAUAUUGCAUUGGAACAGGUGGUUACGGUAGUGUAUACAGAGCACAACUACCUAGUGGCCAAGUAGUUGCCUUGAAGAAGCUUCACAGUUCAGAGGCAGAAGAAGUAUCAUUCAGAAAGAGUUUUGAGAAUGAGGUAGAAACGUUGACUAAAAUUCGUCACAAAAAUAUCAUAAGACUCUAUGGAUUCUGUUUGAACAAAAGAAGCAUGUUUUUGAUUUACGAGUAUAUGGAAAGAGGAAGCUUGUUUUGUGUUCUAAGCGAUGAUUUAGAAGCUGUGGAAUUAGAUUGGAGUAAGAGAAUUAACGUCAUCAAGGGCAUAGCUUAUGCAUUGUCUUACAUGCAUCAUGAUUGCACUCCUCCAAUGGUUCAUCGUGAUGUAAAGAGCACCAACAUCUUAUUGAACUCAGAAUUUGAGGCUUUUGUGUCUGAUUAUGGAACCGCUAGAUUACUUGAUCCCGAUACUUCCAAUCGAACCAUGAUUGCUGGUACAUACGGCUAUAUUGCUCCAGAAUUUGCCUACACCAUGGCCAUAACGGAAAAAUGUGACGUUUAUAGCUUUGGUGUAGUGGUACUCGAAACGUUAAUGGGUAAGCACCCUGGAGAAUUUUUGUCGUCAUUGUCAUCUUCAUCAUCGUCAAUUCAAAAUAUGUUGCUGACUGAAAUAAUAGACCAUCGCCCAUCACCGCCAAGAAAUCGGAUUGUUGAAAGUGAUAUUGUUCUUAUUACUACGCUGGGAUUUGCCUGCCUAAAUGCCAAACCAAUGUAUCGACCAACAAUGAAGCUAGUUUCUCAACAACUUCUUGCUCGCAAACGAUUGUUAGCCAAGCGUUUUAGUGAUAUUUCACUUGGACAGCUAAUGUUCCCAGCUGAAAUUUUACUAGAAAUUGAAAAUAAGAUUAGUUGAAUUCAUUAAAGGGUAGGUAACUAUUUGGUACUAUGUGUUUUUGCAAAAUAUCAUUUUGGUACCAUGUAUUUUUAAUAAUGCUCAUAUGGUACCAUGUAUUUUAAAUCGUACAUAUUUGGUACCUUAAACUCAAAUUUAAUUAAUAAAAUUUUACUAAUUUAAUCAAACUGCUGUCAAUUAUGUAAGUUCUAAAUUUAAAUUUAAUUACUUAAUUACAUAUAACUCAUGACAGUUUGAUCAUAUUAACAAAAUUUUAUCUAUCAAAUCUAAGUCUAGGGUAUCAAAUAUGUAUAGUUUUAAAAUACAAGGUACCAUAUGAUCAUUAUUGAAAAUAGAGGGUACAAAAAUGAUACUUUGCAAUAACAUAGGGUACCAAAUGAGUAAAGAUGUUUUAAAUUCAAAGAUGUUUCUUGCAACUUAUCACCAUGCUCUACUUUGGAAUUUAUAAUAUCAUCUCCACUUUUUCAA
Molecule: messenger RNA, 2890 nt
Organism: Humulus lupulus (European hop)
Lineage: Eukaryota; Viridiplantae; Streptophyta; Magnoliopsida; Rosales; Cannabaceae
Product: MDIS1-interacting receptor like kinase 2-like
Exons: 2
Coding region: 41-2422 (793 amino acids)
Biological process (GO): protein phosphorylation
Molecular function (GO): ATP binding; protein binding; protein kinase activity
Source: RefSeq, a predicted model, not a curated record